AAAUAAAGAGCCUUAUAGAUUUUCUGAAUAAAGUGGUGAAUGAGCCCGUAGAAAGUUUGAUCAUUGUCGACAUGAUUCAGCGACUAGGAGUCAAAUCCCUAUUCCGAGAACAGAUUAAAGCCAUUCUAACGUGGCAAUACACACAUUUUAGCUCUUUGAAUCAUGGCAAAGAUGAUAUCUAUGAGAUCGCUCUCCGGUUUCGACUUCUAAGGCAAGAAGGUUAUCGUGUGCCUGCAGAUGUGUUCGAAUACUUCAACGAAAAGGGAAAAGGUUUUGUUAUGAAACUGGAGGGAAACAUCAAGGGUAUGAUGGAAUUAUACGAAGCGUCACAAAUGAGCACGGAAGGAGAGGAUAUACUCGACGAAGCCGAAUUCUUUAGCAACAAGUGUCUCAAUGCAUUGUUGACGUGUGAUCUUGAUAAUGAACAAGCGAGAAUGAUAGAAAGUACAUUGCAAUAUCCAUAUCGCAAGAGCUUUGCAAGAUUGCUAGCUCCUCAAAGUUUUGUAAACGAUAUGCCAAGCACAAACUCGUGGAUGGAAGACUUGCUAGAAGUGGCAAACAGAAAGCGAAGAAUUGAUCAAUAUGUGCACCAGAAGGAGAUUCACCAAAUUAAUAAGUGGUGGAAAGAGUUGGGAUUGGGAGAGAAGAUGGAGUUUGCUAGAGACCAGCCACUAAAAUGGUACAUGUGGUCCAUGGCAAUUCUCACAGAUCCAAGCUUGUCUGAGCUUAGGGUUGAGCUCAGUAAGCCCAUCUCUCUCGUGUACAUUAUUGACGACAUAUUUGAUGUCCAUGGCACGGUUGACGAACUAAUUCUCUUUACAGAACUCAUUAAAAGAUGGGAUAAUGCGUGUGCCGAGCAGCUUCCAGAGUACAUGAAAAUAUGCUUCAAGGUUCUCAAUGAUAUUGCAAAUGAUUUUGGCAGAAUCAUCUUUGAGAAGCAUGGAUGGAACCCCACGAGAUUCUUGAAACAUAUGUGGGCGAAUUUGUGCAAUGCAUUCCUGGUGGAGUUUCAGUGGAACGCUUCUGGGAAAUUGCCAAAGGCAGAUGAUUACUUGAAGAAUGCGAUUAUCACUUCGGGUGUGCCCUUGGUGCUAACUCACCUGUUCUUUCUAAUGGGCCAAAACAUUGCCAACCAAAGUAUUGAUUCAAAGAAAGAAGAGGUGCAGCUGCCAAAUAUAAUAUUCUUAAUCGCUGAAAUUCUUCGCCUUUGGGAUGACCUCGGAUGUGCCCAGGACGAGAAUCAAAAUGGCUACGACGGGUCAUACGUGGAUUGCUAUUUGGGGGAAAAUCAAGGCUCUUCGUACCAAAGCGCAAGGGAGCAUGUGAUGAAGUUGAUAUCGAAAUUGUGGAAGCUGCUCAACAAAGAGUGCCUCUCUCCAUGUCCGUCCUCUGCGCCUUUCCUUGAAGCUUGCGUGAAUGCUGCUAAGAUGGUUUCACUGAUGUACAACUAUGAAGACAAACGUGGUCUCGGACUCCUACAAGACCAUAUGAAGUCGUUGACCUGUGAUCACGAGACAAUUUAG
Eucalyptus grandis is the source of this 1523-nucleotide messenger RNA. Its product is annotated as (3S,6E)-nerolidol synthase 1. Lineage: Eukaryota; Viridiplantae; Streptophyta; Magnoliopsida; Myrtales; Myrtaceae. The transcript is spliced from 6 exons. The record is from RefSeq and is a predicted model, not a curated record. Bases 72 to 1523 code for a protein of 483 amino acids. Gene Ontology annotation, molecular function: magnesium ion binding; terpene synthase activity.